GUCUCCACUUUGUACUUUUGUGGUAGUCUACACUCGACUCGGGACAGGUAUGCAUCUAUCCGUGCUAGGAUCCUAACAGUGUUAAGUGAUGUGCUUUUAGGCUGCUAUGAGUCACGAAUUCGGAAUCUCAUCAAUCACCAUCUGACACUUCUAGUUUUCUUAAAAAGGGACAAAUUUUUUCUCAUAGAUAAAUUCCAGCUAUGGGUUCGAAGGUCGAAUACGUCGAUUCGACACACAUGUACGCCACGAAUUACGUCCGAAAUUCAAAGGCCAUAGGUGUCCUGUGGGGAAUCUUCACAAUAUGCUACGCCAUAAUAAUAGUCGUCGCUUUCGUGACGCCCGAAUGGAUCAGCAACACGUCUGAAGCCGAGUACCCGGCCAGAUUCGGCCUGUGGAAAAUCUGUUUUUACGAGACGACCGUCGGUCUGUCCGAGGAUUGCCAGGGUCGCCUCGACGACUUGUCCUCCAUCCCGGGCCUGCCUUUUAAAAUUUCGACCAUUUUAUGCGCUGUCGCCAUCCUCGUCGCAGGUCUCACGAUAAUCACGAUGCUCAUGUUUCUCUUUCAUACAUCGACAGCCGUCUACAAAGCUUGCGGAUGGCUGCAAAUUAUAUCAGGUCUGUCAUUGAUUGGCAGUGUUUGCAUCUACCCUCUAGGAUGGGAUAACGAAAUUGUGCAAAGGACCUGUGGCCAGACUGCAAAUAGAUUUUUAAUAGGGGACUGCUCUAUCAGAUGGUCUUACUUCCUAGCAAUUAUCGGAUGCUUGGAUGCAUUUAUUCUCGCCACAUUAGCAUUUAUUCUUGCAACCAGACAUGUCAAGCUUCAACCUGAGCCUACGUAUACAACAAAUGGGUCUCUUUAUAAAGGUGAAGUGAAUGGAGGUUUUAUGGGGGAUGCUCACUCGAUGGCUGGAUCAAGAAAGUCACUGAACAUGCAUCCUGUUCUUCUGAUGCCGCAGCCUGGAGACGUGGACAGAUAUUCGGAAUUUUCCAACAGAACUGGAAGAUCAAAAGCUUCUGCCUACCGUGCAGAAUAUUCAUCUAGUAUGCAUAACUUUCAACUGUAAAUUAUUAUAUUUUGUUAUUAAAAAUUCAUUUUAUCAUUACCUAAUUUUUAAUUGGCAAUGUAAAAAUAAACAUUAAUCACUUAUUGGUUGAAGUUUGCCAUUUAACAAAUAUUGUUAUAAUCAAUGUUAUUAGUAAUAUUGCACCAAAAAAUUGUAUGCAUAUCUAAUAAGUUAGGCAAAAUGUGAUAUUUUUAUUAUUGUUAUAAUAUUUUUUUUUUAAAUCUUGUAAUAUCAAAAAUAUUCCCGACAUUUUUUCUAUUUUUUUUUUCUUUUAAAAAUACCAACAUAUUUUUGUCAAACUUUGUUUAUUUUUGUAUUUUAUUUGUCAAAGACCAAAAUCAAACAAAUGUCCUAUUUUUGUUAACCAGUCAUUAAAGUUAGGCUGUGAAAGGUUGACAGAGCCACUGAAAAUAAUUUCUCUUUGCAUAUGCCCAUAAUAAACAAUUGAGUAUGCAUACACACUCAAUUUUCCAAGAGGUAGGUCCAAAUCGACCUAUUAGUAAAUAAUAUUUUAUCAAUAAACAAGCUAUACCUUUUUUCAACCAUUUCAGCAGUUUUGUGACCCCAAAUGAAUCCAGAAUGAUUUCACAAUUGAAAUAAUUGUUUCAACAUUAUAUACACAAUAUAUAUUUAUAUUUUCAAUUGAACGUGUAUGUGUCGCUCGUAGCUUGUUAAAUAUUUAUUAAUUGUGUUCCUUUUCCCUUGGCUUAUUGUAUCUAUAGGAGUCAAGAUUGGUAUUUAUUUAGAAUAUUAUAAUAUAGGUAUAUAACGCUAAUUUCUGUUAAGCACAUUUAAUUUAUUCAUUUUUUUCAUUACUGCAUACAUAUUUACGUAUAAUUCAGUCAAGAUUCUAAAAAAAAGGUAAAAUAAACAUCCUCAAAAAAUAAUCUAUUAUAAAGUCUUAACUAUUAUUGAAUUAAUAUUUUUUCAAAAUUGACUGAUUAAAACACCCUUUACACAUAACUUGUACCAUAAUAAUAAUAUUUCUAUAAUAUUGUUAUUACUUUUAUAAAAAAUUUAAUUAUAUUUUGUUUCAUUUUCAA
This is a messenger RNA of Cimex lectularius (bed bug), 2107 nucleotides long. RefSeq names its product LHFPL tetraspan subfamily member 3 protein (gene Tmhs). Bases 201 to 1064 code for a protein of 287 amino acids. The transcript is spliced from 3 exons. Gene Ontology annotation, cellular component: plasma membrane. NCBI's taxonomy places the organism in Eukaryota, Metazoa, Arthropoda, Insecta, Hemiptera, Cimicidae. The record is from RefSeq and is a predicted model, not a curated record. Gene Ontology annotation, biological process: sensory perception of sound.